UAUGAGUGCAUUAUGUAAGCACCAUUAGUGUGUUGCCGUGGUAACCGCAACACACCAUAUACAUCUCGGGAAGUCCCGUACGGCUAUAGCAACCGUAUAGGCUCCAAGCUGAGUAUUAAUUAGCAGUCAUUUCCCUUCCUUCGCAUGCUUCCAGCUCCGCCGAGUGGUUCUCUUCCCAUUGUUUAUAGCUCUGCGGUCUCUUUUAUCAGUGGCUUCAGAACAAUUGGCCCAGUACUAAGAGCAGAGAAGAGCCGAGAAGAGGAAUCACGAUGCUGUUGCCAUUGUAUGCUUUGCUGGUUAUAGCUGAUUGCGUUGCUGCCUUCAACCCCAGUGGUAGCUAUGCCCCAGCCAACGUGUCCUGUCCCGAGGACGCCAGCUUUGUGAGACCGGCUUCCGGCAUCUCAGAGUCUGAGACUGAGUGGUUGAAGAAGCGUCAUGCCAUCACGGACGUGUACUUGGCCGAGUUCCUGGACCGUGCGGAUCUCGAGGACUUUGAUGCUCAAGACUUCCUGGAGUCGCUGAACAGAUCCAUCAACGUCGGAUUGGCGUUCUCAGGAGGUGGCUACAGGGCCAUGCUCAACGGAGCUGGUCAGAUCAGUGCGCUGGAUAACAGAACAGCAGGUGCGGAUUCACACGGACUAGGUGGGCUGCUACAGGCGUCGACCUACCUUGCGGGCCUGUCCGGUGGUAACUGGCUCACGGGAACACUGGCCUUGAACAACUGGACCAGUGUUGAGGAGAUCAUCUCUGGCGAUACCAUCUGGGACCUGGAGCACUCGAUCAUCAACUCAGGUGGCAUCAACAUCUUCUCGACAGCUUCGCGUUGGGACGACAUCAGUGAUGCCAUCCAGGACAAACAGGAUGCUGGGUUCAACACCUCGCUCACCGACAUCUGGGGUAGAGCUCUUUCAUACCAGUUCUUUGGCGAAGAAGAUGACGGUGGUGUGUCAUUGACGUUCUCAGGCAUCGCUCAGUUCGAGCCCUUCAUCAAUGCUGAGAUGCCAUUCCCAUUCUCAGUCGCUGUGGGAAGAGCACCACAUACCAAGAUCAUCAACCUGAACUCCACGGUGUUCGAAUUCAACCCGUUUGAGCUCGGAUCCUGGGACCCUUCUCUGUACUCCUUCACUGAGCUGAAGUAUAUGGGCUCUGACGUUUCGAAUGGUGAGCCAACGUCAGAUAUCUGUGUUCAAGGUUAUGACAACGGUGGCUUUGUCCUUGGUACGUCUUCGUCGCUGUUCAACCAAUUCCUGUUGCAGUUGAACACCACAAGCUUGUCUGGUAUCGUCUACGACUUGAUCUACAGCUUCCUAACAAACCUGGAUGAGGACUCGGACGACGUUGCGAUCUACCAUCCAAAUCCUUUCCUCGACACAAGCUAUGCGGCAUUGCAGACAAUCGUUGAGAGUGAAUACCUAUACCUGGUUGAUGGAGGUGAGGAUUAUCAAAACAUCCCCUUCGCCCCAUUGUUACAGCCAGAACGUGAUGUGGAUGUCAUCUUUGCCUUUGACAACUCUGCUGACACUGACGACAACUUCCCUAAUGGUACUUCACUGUCUGCCACUUACGACCGUCAGUUUGGUUCCCAAGGUAAUGGUACGUCUUUCCCAUACGUGCCUUCUAUGGACACCAUCAUCGCCUACAACCUGACAGAGAAGCCCCUGUUCCUCGGUUGUAAUGCAUCGAAUUUAACUGACCUCGGUACUAUCCCUCCACUUGUUGUGUAUAUUCCAAACAUUGCUUACACCACCUGGUCAAACACUUCCACUUUCAAGAUGUCUUACGACAACGAUGAGAGGGAUGCCAUCAUUCAAAACGGCUUUGAAGCUGCAACGAGAUACAACUUGACAAUCGAUGAGAACUGGCACAAGUGUGUCGCAUGUGCCAUCAUUCACCGUGAGCAGGAGCGUAACAACAUCACACAGUCAGAUGAGUGUGCUGAAUGUUUCCAGGAGUACUGUUGGAACGGUGAGCAGUACACGGGUGAUGAGACGGUCUUGGCCAGAUCGCUCAACUACACUUCUCCUUCAAACCAUGAAGUGAGCUCGAUAUCGGCUGCUGGUGCCGAUGGAUCGACUUCAACCGCAAGUGCGUCCUCACAGAGCACCUCGUCCUCCCAUAACGCUGCAGUAUCGUUCGGUCCUUCUUACAGUGCCGGAUUCAUUGCAGUUGCAGUUGCGCCAAUGAUUGGGCUCAUGUUCUGAUCUCCUCCCAAUUGCUUUCUCAUGAUUACUGAAGCCUCUAUAUCUUUGUUCUAUAUAUUGUCCUAUGUGAAUUGAUGGUAUAACACUAGUAUAUGAACAGCAUUUCAACGUACAAUGUGCCAUCCACGUGGCUUGCG
This is a messenger RNA of Williopsis jadinii, 2338 nucleotides long. Its product is annotated as lysophospholipase family protein. Gene Ontology annotation, biological process: glycerophospholipid catabolic process. The record is from RefSeq and is a predicted model, not a curated record. Gene Ontology annotation, molecular function: A2-type glycerophospholipase activity. NCBI's taxonomy places the organism in Eukaryota, Fungi, Ascomycota, Saccharomycetes, Phaffomycetales, Wickerhamomycetaceae. Gene Ontology annotation, cellular component: extracellular region; intracellular membrane-bounded organelle; cytosol. The coding region runs from base 270 to 2201 and encodes 643 amino acids. The transcript has a single exon.